AUGUGUGCAGAAAUUCAGCAUCUCAAGCUGGCAGUGUCAAACUCAGCCGCAACUACGUCAUCGCUGACUAAGGAAUUCCUCAUUAAUGUAAUGGAACAGUUUAAGAAGGACAUGUUUGAUGAGAUGAGGAAUUUCAAUAAAGAAAUCUCGGAAGUAAAAGUAUCUCUGGAGUUCCUAUCCAAUGCUGUAGAUACUUCUAAUACAACAAUGAAGUCUAUUCAAUCUGAGAUGAGUAUUUUGGUGAAGGAGAACAGCGAGUUAAAAAAGAAAUGUAACGAACUGCAGAGUGAUGUCGAUGGACUUAAGGAGAAAAUCAGGAUCUCUGAACAAUAUUCUAGAAGAACAAAUAUUGAAGUAAGCGGGAUACCCGAAACACCAAGAGAGGAUGUCUCCAGGAUUGUUAAGGACCUAGGAGCAGCGAUUGGAAUGACGGUGGAAGACAACCAGGUGGCGGCGGCUCAUAGAAUUCCGUCAUUUAAGCGAGACCGCAUCCCAUCACUGGUGGUCCAGUUCCAGACCAAGAUGAUGAGAGAUACUUGGAUCGCCAAGUUCAGGGACAGUAGGAACCUCACUGCAAGAAAUAUCAACCCAGCCUAUCCUGCCAACAAGGUGUACGUUAAUGAGCAUUUGUCCACCUGA
Molecule: messenger RNA, 639 nt
Organism: Homalodisca vitripennis (glassy-winged sharpshooter)
Lineage: Eukaryota; Metazoa; Arthropoda; Insecta; Hemiptera; Cicadellidae
Exons: 1
Coding region: 1-639 (212 amino acids)
Source: RefSeq, a predicted model, not a curated record